Molecule: messenger RNA, 374 nt
Organism: Prorocentrum cordatum
Lineage: Eukaryota; Dinophyceae; Prorocentrales; Prorocentraceae
Source: the annotation of a GenBank genome assembly
UGCCGAACUGGAUCUCCAUCGACAGCGGCUCGCAGAUCUUCCUGUGUCUCGCCUCCAGCGUCGUCAUGUGCGUCGGCGGAGAGGCGCUGGACUUCCUGCUGAUCCCGAUCGUCACCGGGAUCGCGGCGUUCAUCUCGAAUUUCGGGAAUGGCUUCAUCUAUGGCCUGUCCGCGAAGGAGCCGCGGGCAGUGCAUGGAAUCUGCUGGAAUUGUGCUGGUGCGGGAAGCGGAGACGCCGAUGUAGUUCAUCGACCUCUAUGUGUCCGAGGAGCACCGGUACGCCGCCUACAACUUGUGGUGUUUCGCUGGCGAUCUCGGCGGCUACGCAGGCUGUAUCCUGCCUCGCUUGUCCAGGCCAGAGCAGCUUCUCCGUGA